Messenger RNA from Aspergillus luchuensis, 486 nucleotides. RefSeq lists its product as uncharacterized. Lineage: Eukaryota; Fungi; Ascomycota; Eurotiomycetes; Eurotiales; Aspergillaceae. The record is from RefSeq and is a predicted model, not a curated record. The transcript has a single exon. Bases 1 to 486 code for a protein of 161 amino acids.
AUGCCAGGCUACCCGACUCCUCGGUCAUCCUCAUUCCCGACCGACAGAAUGCAUUCACCCUACGUCAUUACCCACGGGGUUCCUCCGACAACUAGGGCUACUAGAUCCCACGGGGUAGAGAAUGAGAGGAUCCUCAUCACCACGAGUGGCGCCAUUGACUGCCUGAGCGUUAUUUUCUUUCCCUCCACCGGCAAAACUUCGGCUGGCCCCAAAGGUGACCGAUGGAGUAAAGCAAACGAAGUCAUCAUCCCCCGACUGGGCAGAAACGGGCCGUCAAAACCCUCGCGAUUGGCAUCGCUUCUCGGUUGUGGAGUCCCAGCUCGGCACGAGGCCGACCCCGGCUUUCUAACCCUCAUCCAACCCGGUAUUGCGGGCCUCCGCAUUCUCCACUCCAGCAAAACCCGGGAAUGCACCGCGACCAGCCAGGGUGUGUAUGUAUCUAGGUAUAUAAGGGUGCAAUUGUCGGCGGUGGAAGAUGAAGGAUAG